CUACCACCUUCUCGACGCGCCAAACCUGCCUCUCACCUCCCCCCAUCAUGGCACCCGCCCCCGAAUCACAGCAGUCGACCAGCCAGGCGCAGAAUCAGCCCCUGCCCCCGGGCAUGAUCCUGGGUCCGGACGGCAAGCCCUGCAAGAUCUGCACGGCGUUCCGCGACUGGAAACCCCCCAAGACCGCGGCGCAGGCGAAGCCCGCGACGUCUGACUCCGCUUCCUCUUCAUCCUCUGGCACCUCAUCCGCUGCCGCAGCCGCAGUAGCAAGCCUCGCUGUUGCCGCCGCGGCGCGCCGCGACUGCCCGCCCGACGUCGAGGUCCUCGGCCGCGCGACGUGGACGUUCCUGCACACUACCGCCGCGUAUUACCCCGAGCGCCCCACCGCGCGGCAGCGCGCGCACAUGCUCUCGCUCAUCCACUCGCUGCCGGUCUUGUACCCCUGCUCGCACUGCGCGGGGGACUUCGACGAGGACGUGAAGGUGAACCCGCCGGAUGUGAGCACGAGGGUGGCGCUGAGCCGGUGGCUGUGCGAGCGGCAUAAUGCGGUGAAUGAGAAGCUAGGGCGGGCGAAGUUUGACUGCUCGAUUCAGAGCACGGAUGCGAGGUGGAAGGAUGGGCCGGCGGAUGGAAGUUGUGAUUAGGGGAGGGGAGAGGUUCAUGAUCAUUACUACACUUCCAGUGCAUACGGACAAUGCACAUAUAUCACCACUUACAGCGCUUUGCGCUAUUCUGCGGAAUCGCCGCAACGAACUGCGGCGUGUCAUGCUUGGCUUCAGCUUCCCGGCAGCUGCCGUCGGGCGCUGACCCUUGGCCGAUUUCAUGCUUUCCUCGGCCGACGUGCG
This is a messenger RNA of Schizophyllum commune H4-8, 845 nucleotides long. RefSeq lists its product as uncharacterized. Gene Ontology annotation, cellular component: mitochondrion. Gene Ontology annotation, molecular function: flavin adenine dinucleotide binding; flavin-dependent sulfhydryl oxidase activity. NCBI's taxonomy places the organism in Eukaryota, Fungi, Basidiomycota, Agaricomycetes, Agaricales, Schizophyllaceae. Bases 48 to 644 code for a protein of 198 amino acids. The transcript is spliced from 2 exons. The record is from RefSeq and is a predicted model, not a curated record.